Lichtheimia ornata is the source of this 897-nucleotide messenger RNA. RefSeq lists its product as uncharacterized. Lineage: Eukaryota; Fungi; Mucoromycota; Mucoromycetes; Mucorales; Lichtheimiaceae. The record is from RefSeq and is a predicted model, not a curated record. The transcript has a single exon. Bases 1 to 897 code for a protein of 298 amino acids.
AUGACAUCUCCAAAUCUCGGUAUCAUCUUCCGAGCCAAGAUCGAUACAGCCAUCUUCCCAUGUCGGCUUUGCGAUCCUGAAGAGGAUGAGAUUUUUUACUACACGAGCCCUGCUCUCGCUCAACACAGCACCAAGGUCCACAAGCAGCCAACAACCGUGAUCUUUGAACGCUAUGAUUGUGAUGCGACCUUUAAGUCUCGUGCAUCCUUAUUGUCGCACAAUUGCAUUAAGGAAUUCAUGCCUGAUGAGCAAGCGCGGGUACCUCCUAUCACAGAAGAUGCACCUGAUGGGAAUUCUAUUGUCGACCUUGUGGUGAUAUCCACUACCAAGUCCUUUGUUUGUCCUCGUUGUGCAACCGCUCGCUUCACAGACCUUACCCACCUACAAGAACAUCAUCUCAAACAACUUUAUCAACACUUGUGUCCUGUUUGGGGUUGUCCUCGACAAUGUGUAUACCGUGAUAUCGAAAAGCGGGCGAUAACGGAGCACUUGAAGUACUCGUGUAAUGCUGAUGAGGAACCGGAAAACGACUUUGCACAAGAAUUUUGCUUUGGCUGUGACCGCUUAUUACCAUCCAAUGAGAUGACUGAACACCUCCAUCAGCAUCCAGGCCUUGUGGAUGCCAUGGCAAGCAAUUUCAUGGAAGCUACCUUUCGCGAUUUGGAUAUCAUCAAGGAGAUUAUCGGCAUUGUGGGAUGGGAUGUAAAUGAUGUUAAGCAGCAACUACGACAACGCCAAGUUUGGAAGCACAACAACAUCAUCCACACAGCUCUUUCCACUCUACGCACACGUCAACAACAACAGCAGCAGCAUUCGUUAUCAUCCACUCGCACUGCCAAUGAUACUUCCAACAUCAACUCUGCCAAUAGCACACCAUACAACACGCCUCGUUUGUAG